Molecule: messenger RNA, 1707 nt
Organism: Aspergillus melleus
Lineage: Eukaryota; Fungi; Ascomycota; Eurotiomycetes; Eurotiales; Aspergillaceae
Product: heterogeneous nuclear ribonucleoprotein HRP1
Exons: 6
Coding region: 1-1707 (568 amino acids)
Molecular function (GO): RNA binding
Source: RefSeq, a predicted model, not a curated record
AUGGCUGAACCAGAGGAUGUUGAGGAAGAUCUGUUCGCCGAUCUGUACGAUGCGGACGACGCUGGAAACCACACUGCUGCGGCGGUUGAGACCUCUCAAAUCUCCCAUCCUAACCUUACAGAUAUUCCCGCCCCGUCUUCAGAGCCUGCUGUUCCGCAGCCUAUCGAACAAUUUCAGGACCGUCCCGAAGCCUCACGUGACAUAUACCAGAACCCACAAUCCCAUGGUUACCAGAAUGGCGCUGGCAGUCAGGAUCCUGGUUUUGCCAGUACUUCUGCUGUUACUUCCACCCCGUUGGACACCGAACCUCAAGGAACCGGCAUCAAAGAAGAUGGGAAGAUGUUCAUCGGUGGUUUAAACUGGGAGACGACAGACCAGUCUCUUAAAGACUACUUUUCCCAGUUUGGAGAGGUGCAAGAAUGCACUGUAAUGCGGGACAGCGCGACCGGUCGCUCCAGAGGAUUCGGGUUCCUGACUUUUAGGGAUCCCAAGACUGUCAAUACUGUGAUGGUCAAGGAGCACUAUCUCGACGGAAAAAUUAUUGAUCCGAAGCGGGCGAUUCCUCGUGACGAACAGGAAAAGACAAGUAAAAUCUUUGUCGGAGGAGUCAGUCAAGAAGCCAACGAGCAGGACUUCAAGCAAUUCUUCAUGCAAUUCGGCCGCGUGAUCGACGCCACGCUGAUGAUCGAUAAAGACACCGGCCGACCCCGUGGAUUUGGCUUCGUUACGUUCGAUAGUGAAGCGGCCGUCGAGGCUGCGCUCUCACGGCCUCUUGAAAUCCUCAAUAAACCGAUCGAGGUCAAGAAAGCACAGCCACGGGGCAAUUUGCGCGACGAGGAAGACCGCAGGAACCGCCGUGGCAGAGACGGGUUCCGAGAGGGUGGCCAGCCCGGCUCUGAUGCAGCGCAACCGCAGCAGAGUGGCCAGGGUCAGGCUGGCGGUCUCACGCCGCAAAUGAUGGCGCAGUAUUGGCAGCGGAUGCAGCAGUAUUUCGCAAUGAUGCAGCAGCAGAUGGCGGUUGCUGCCCAGCAAGGACAAGGCAUGGGCGCGAUGGGGAUGGGCGGCAUGAACCCGGCCAUGAUGCAACAGCAGAUGCAGAUGAAGCAGAUGCAGCAAAUGCAGAUGGGUAACAAUCAGCAGCAAGGAAGCAUCAGCCCUCCCUCGCAGAGCCCGACCCCGCAGGGCAUGCAGAACAUGAUGAAUCCCGCCAUGAUGCAACAAAUGCAACAGAUGCAGCAGAUGCAGAAUCAAGGCCAGGGAAGUCCCUCCGGGGGCAGCAUGACUGGCCAGAUGGGGGGCAUGGGGGGCAACAACAGCCCUGGAAACAUGAACGUAGGCGGUAAUUACACGGGGGUCCGCGGGGGACCAGGUUACAACGCCCACGAACAGAUUGCCUUUGAACAGCAGAAAUACGAGCAGCAGCAAGCUCGGCGCGCCAUCGAAACCCGCGCCUUUUCUCCCUACCAGCAGGGCGGUCCGACCUCAUGGGAAGGUAUGUACGACGAAGUGCCUCAGCCCAACAUCCCCACCGGGCCCCAGGCUAUGACGCGCGCCGGCAGUAUGGGACGAGGACCGACCCCUCAGCCUCAGAACGCCGCUCCCGCCAACGCGCCCACCGGCCCCAAGAAUGCCGGGAAGCCCGGUGCGAAUUACCGUGGUGGCGGCCGUGGAGGUCAUCGUGGAUUCCAUCCCUAUGCGCGAGGCUAA